Molecule: messenger RNA, 8157 nt
Organism: Symbiodinium sp. CCMP2456
Lineage: Eukaryota; Dinophyceae; Suessiales; Symbiodiniaceae
Source: the annotation of a GenBank genome assembly
AUGGUGUGGUUGGUUUUCAAGAUCCACUCCCUCCUGGAGGAAGGCGCGAAUGCCACGACUGGACAGGAUGCUGCAACCGGACCAAGCGCGAACGUCAUGACUGGACAGGACGCUUCAACCGGACCAAGCGCGAAUGCUACGACUGGACAGGACGCUGCAACCGGAUCGGGCGCGAACGCUAUGACUGGACAGAGUGCUGCAACCGGACCGGGCGCGAAUGUACGGAGGUUUCAGGGUGAGGCUUUGGGGCUCCGUAGCAGGCAAGGCCAUCACCAACUGCAGCAGCAGCAUCGAGAUACACCAGCCCCACCUGUAGCUACGACACAGCACUACGAUAUCAGUACUCCACCUACACCGAUGGUGGAAGCACCUACUACUUCGCAGCGGCAGCCCAGGACCACAGCGGCAGCGGCCCCAGCGCAGGUGUCCACCACGGGUGUCCUCGGUGGAAGUGAGAUGGCUUUGCAUCAGCUGGCUGAGCAGAGGAGCGCUCUUGUAGCGGCCUUGCAUGCUCGGGCGUCAAGGGUCAUCGGAUCUACAGGCUCCGAAGGUGUUGAGUCCAUGACCACAAUGGAGGCGGGGGAGAUUGCCGAUGCGACAGGUGACCAGAUGGUUUGGUUUGCCAGGAUUCGGAAUAUGGUUCAACGUGGUCUGGACCGUAUGUUAAUGCAGCCCGGACACGGCGAGAUCCAUGGUGACCAGUCGUCGACGGGAUCCUUGCAACCCGAGGUCGUCCAGGAGGAAGUGCGUAAGGCGGUGCAGCUUGCAAUGCAGAGUCGCGACACAAAGGUGAGUGAGUUACAGAACGAGAAUGCGGAGUUGAAACAGCUUUUGAUGGCAAUGAUCGAUGUAAGUGCGGAGGGAGCAGGCGGUGGUGCGAGGCCUACAGUCGUGAAUGCCCAGGGUGCUUCUGGUGAUGUGGGAGUAAACCUUGGGGAGGCGGGCGUCUCCGGGCUCCUCCCGGUCUACCUGUGCCUUCCCGUCGAGAACAUGGGGAUCAGGCAGGACAACGAGAGGGGCAUGCUCUACGUUCCAGGGGUACCAGUCCAUCAGGAGUUAAUCCCGAAGGCGGCAACGGCGAAGAUGUUGCAGGAAGGACAAGAGUCCGAUGGCGUCGAUGGACUUACUGGCCCAAGGCAACAGUUGCAGCUCAAGAAGGACUUCCAGGACCCUGAGCUGCUCAAGGGCAACAUCACGUUGCCCGUACUUCCCGAGCCCUACCAGGACUCCAGUGCUGUGAUGUUCUUGGAAUGGAUCUAUGAAGCGGGCCAGUUGAUUGGAUCCAUCACGGACAAGGCCACCAGCUGGUGGCUUGGGAACUUGGAACUGGAGAAGAUGGCGUACUACAAGUUCCAGGCCGAGACCCCCCUGAAGAGGCUUUCCAUAACCGUCGGCAAUGACGUGGCGGUGGAUGGGGAAAAGUGGAUUCGCCUGGAGAGGCGAGUGAUGGCGCUGCUUUUGGCCGCAAUGAACCCCUCGAUCAAGGCGGAGAUCACCAUGAUGCGGAUCGACAAGGUCAAGAGCUGCCUUUUCAAGCUCUUCACAAUCUAUGCCCCUGGAGGCGCGAGCGAGAGGGCAAGCCUGAUCAAGCAGCUUGAACAUAUUCAGCCUCAGAACAACGUUGUAGAGAUGAUUGCCGCGCUCCACAAGUGGAAGAAGCUUAUUGGCCGAGCAGCUGAAAUGGGAGUCUCCCUGCCCGAUGGAAGUGUGCUCCUUGUUGCACUGGAGGCGGCCAUCAAGAACCUUACGGAGAACAACAAGGACAUCAGCUUCAAGCUGAACAUGGCUAAGAGUGAGCUGGGGCUUCCCUACAAGCCGGCCCUGUCAGCGGUGCUCACGUACGCGGACCAUGUCAUUGCGGAGCUCCAGCAGGUGAUCCCUUUCGGCAACCAGAUUGCCAAGCUGAAGGGUGCGAACGUGGAUCCGAGGACGCCUUCGUCGUCCACCUCUCCAACUGGGAAGGGCCAGGGACAGAAGCAACAGCCACCAUGCAAGUUUUGGUCCACUGACGAAGGGUGCCGCCGCGGUGCCAAUUGCAAGUUCACGCACGCCUUUGCCAGCAAGGAGGACAAGAAGGCCAGAUGCUGGACGUGCGGGGCUACAAACCACAGGCAAGCAGAGUGCCCAACGAAGAGUGGGGGGAAGCGAGGGAGCAAGGGCUCGAGUGAGAAACGUUCCCAAGGCGAGCCUACUUCACCUACUGCGACCACACCGCAGAUUGCAUCCCUGAACAAUCCCAUGCCCUCAACAAUGCAGGUCCCUACGCCCUCUACCUCAGCUACGUCGACCUUGGAGCAUCCGUCCCGAGCAGCGAUUUCUACAGCGACCACAACAUCGCCCUCCACUACGCUUGAUCCUUCGCUCACCCAGCAACCUACCUCCAGCGGUACGUCAUCGGCAGCCUCCACUGUUCUGUUCCAGGACCAGUCGAACACUGGCGAGAUCAGGGAGCUGGCCGAACAGUUCCUUGCGAAGAUCAAGCGGUUGGCACCAAUGCAGACCCAGACCGACAAUGCGGUGGUGGACCUGGAGUUGUUGCUCAGAUCGCAGGGAUUCAAUGAAUCCCAGGGAAUGGCUCUUCUUGAUUCAGGUGCCUCUCACCCCUUUCGAGUGCCGAAGUCGCUAGAAGAAAGAACCUCUUCGAGAAGGGUUCAGGUGCAGCUUGCGGACGGGAAGACCAUCUCGUUGAGACAAAACAGCGGCGGCACACUGCUUGCUGAAAAUGAACAGGGUGGCACAAUACUGCCGCUGGGAAGUCUGGUAAGCUCUCUGGGGUGCGAACUCCAGUGGUCAAGGAAGCGUGGACUACAAGUCCGUCAUCCACGUCAUGGACUUCUUCCCACGAAACUCGUGGGCAACACGCCCGUCCUCCGGGAAGCGGAGGCGUUGCAGCUUAUCUCGGACCUUGAAGAGGUGGAACUCCAGAAGUUAAGGGCCCAGACCACUGAGGGAGUGAUCAAGACGCUGGUGACGGAUGAGACUCCGACAACUUGGCUGGACCACUUGGAGGAGUUUGUGGCCACGGGUAAGCGAGCAUGCCUCCGGCGAAUGCUUAUGGAUGAAGAGGCUCCCAUCAAGGCGGCUACGGAGGAAGAGAUAGCAGUCCUGGUAGGAGUGGAGGAGAAGAUCAUGCUAUCAGACGAGGCGGGCGCGUUCUACUUGAAGUCUCUUCCCUACAACCGAGCUACGCGCAAGCGAAUGCUGAGGACGAGGUGGAUUGUGCAUUUGUUCAAUGGAGAUGAGCAAGGACCUGAGUUCACCUAUGCAGAGUCCGAUGAUGUUAUGGUGGUCCGAAUGGAUGUUAGAACGUCCAAGGGUUUCGAUCUCCGAAUGUAUGGACCCGCAGCCCGGGCUCUUCUAUGGGCAGCAGCGCGUGGACAAAUCGAGGGUGUCAUCGGUGGCCCACCACGUGGUUCGGAGCAUGGGUCAACGUUGUUCAAGAGAUUGAUGUUGACAUGGCUAGUGGCCAACUCUGGUGCAGUCCAACAAGCCUUGUGCGCCCCCCAUUUCACGAUGGAGGCCCCAACCUGGCACCCGAUCUGGACAAGCAGUGCUUGGUUGAACUUCCGUGAUGAACUACGAUUCAUGAAGUACCACUCCGUGGCUGUGCAAGGCAACAUGUACUUCUUGGCUUCAAGUUUGGAGGUGUCCCAGGGAAUGAGUAUUGAAGAGGCGGAAAUCAUCACGCUCAACAACAGCACCCCAGCCUCUUCGUGGCCCACGACUUUGAAGGCAGGCCUGGCCCAGUCAAUGGUAAGUUGGCGCCGAAGUGACCUACGGCGACACGAAGCUACGCUCUGCAAGGUUGUGGGAUCCCGGGACCUCAAUGCCAAGGAUUUGGCCUACUGGCAGAAUCACAUCAAGAACAACCACGUUCCCUAUGACAAAAGGUGUCGGACGUGUGUGCGCGCCAGCGCGACGGGCCGGGCUCAUCGACGGUGCCUUACUCCAAGCUCCUACUCUCUGUCUUUGGACAUAUGCGGUCCUAUGCGGACUCGAGGGGAAUCCCCAGAUGGUAAGGGGUACCGCUACCUCCUCGUCGGUGCCUACAGCCACCCCAAGCUUGAGCUACCACGCGACGUAAAACUACCUCCGGUCGAGGAGGAGGAAGAUGUAGAGCCCGAGCUGGACCCUUUCGAGGAGGAGGAUAUAGCACCCCGUCCGGAGGACGCUGAUGACGAGGAGCAAAAGGCAAUGAACGAGCGCUACAAGGAGAUCUACCGGGACAUUGGUGAUGACAUCGAGUGCCAGACACUGCAUUUCGUGGUGCCAAAUGGCUACAAGGCCAAGGAGACCCGAACGUGGAUGGCGGAUCGCGAUAUCCUGGCCACCACUGGUGAAAGCCAGCAGCCACAACAGAAUGGACGGGCCGAGGCCCUGGUUCGGGAUGUCAAGCGCAGAGUGAAGGUCCUCUUGCGAGCAGCUCAUUUGCCCAUGUCGUGCUGGCCUUUAGCAGCCGAGUUUGCAGCCCGAAGACAGCGAGAUCUGGCCUUGGGAAACCACGAGGACAAAGACCUCCCCUUUGGUGCCCCCACCCACGUGAAGCACAAGCAGUUUGGCCAAGGUGGGCGGUAUGAUCUACUGGAACGCUGGUGCGAGGGAGUCUUUGUGGGAUACUCCAAUGAUGUGAAGAAUGGAAGAGUGGUCCGCCAUACGGAUGGAACCUACACCACCUCGGUUCACAUCAAACCUUAUUUGUUUGACCCUGGUGAUCUGGUCGAGUUCGGGCCCUAUGAAAUGGAACUACCAGUGCUGAACGGCGAGUUCGAGGACCUCCUGGACCACCAGAAGUUCACUUUGGAUGAUGUGGUUGGGUUGUGGAAUGUUUUGCGGACAAAGGCAAGGCCAACAACAAGGACUACCCAAGGUGAAGGUCUUCAAUGGUUGGUGGGCCAGUACACCUAUGGAAGUCUAUGUGGGGUUGUGCGAGACACGGACCUCUACCCCGUGGCUACUGUGUACUUGGUGCAGGCCUUCAAGAAAUUGACGGGUCAUGAUGACUUCACCUCACUGUCGAUCACCGAAGAUGUGGGGAUGACCUGCCACCGUGAUGUACACAAUCAUGGCCAACGCAACAACGUGCUUCUUCCUGUACUACAAUGUGACAGUGGAGGUGGGGUUUGGAUUGAAUCACAACCUCGGGACUACGACUACGCCGAUGAAUGGAAGGAACUCCCUAGAGGUGGAUGGCGCCGGGGGCGAGUUCAUGAGUUACAAAGGGGUGUUCCUAUCGAAAUCAACCCGAAGAUGUACCACUCCACUGAGCCAUGGACAGGGAAGCGGCUUGUUGUAACAACCUACACCCCGAGGACUACAAAGACGGCCAAAUCGACCUACGACAUCCUCUGCAACUACGGGUUUAAUCCUCCUCCACUACAACCACAAGUUCCCAACGAACUUCAACGAGCCGUUUUGAAGAUGAUGACUAUGGAUGAUAAGAGGGAACCCGACGCGGUGAUGUUCCUUGUCAAUGAGGUUGAGGAGGAGAACCGCGAGAGGGCAAGAGACGUGAGUCGGGAACUAUGCCAACUACAAGACGAUGUUCUUGCCAAGUUGCGGGAGAGACAGGAAUGGUUGAAGGAGUUCCUGGCUGAGGAGGAGAUCCUAGCUGAGGAGCUACAGGUCGUUGGGGAAACGAUCAAGGAGGAGAUCGAGGGCAUCAAUGGUGCAGUUCGGGAUCUACUUCAGGAUGUAGAGGAGAAGAUCAAGCUCACCGAGGAGAAGUGCCACUCCCUCUACCUCAAGGUCGCCAAUGUUACGGACGAGACCAAUAUCGGUGAUAUUGAAGAGCACCUAGCGAAUUUGAAGAAGGAUCUGGACGUGACAUUGGACGUUCCGUUGGACCAAGUGAAGGCCAACAUGGACAAAUGGGUUGAGCCUAUGAGCAAGGAGUUGUCCAACCUCGAGGAGAAAACGAACGCUAUCGAGCGGAAGACGAUCCAGGAGGCUCGCCAGAUGGAGCGUGACGGCCUUUUGGUCCUCAUACCUGGCAAAGUGGUUUUCACCGUGAAGCCACCACCACCUCUUUCGGAAGCAGAGCAACGAGGAUUGAAAACACCGCGGUGGAAACGCAAGGCACGGAUCGUUAUCUGUGGCAACAUGGCCAGCCAGAAGCAUGAUCCCAAUGACCUCUUUGCCGCUGGUGCGAGCGUGGAAGGGCUACGUUUGGGCUUAGCUUUGGCAUCGGCAAGACUGUGGAUAGCAGCGGCUACGGAUGUGAGCGCGGCGUUUCUACAGGCUUUGUGGCCGGAGGGAAGACCAACCUACGGGGUGCUCCCACCCAAGGUUUUAGUCCAAUCAGGGCUGGUGUCGGCGAACGUUGUGUUCAUCGUGAAGAGAGCCUUGUAUGGGCUCAGAGAGAGCCCGGCCUUGUGGUCGGCUCAUCGCACAAGUGUCCUGAAGAAGAUCAAGGUGAAGUGUGGUGAUGGUUUCAUGUGGCUGAAGCAGCUGGCCACGGAUGGCGAGCUGUGGAUGGUGCUGUGGACUCCUGAUGGUGGCAUCCCACAGCUGGUGGGCUUACUGGUCACCUACGUUGACGAUCUCUUGUAUUUGGCCAACAAAGAUACAAUUCUUCGACUACACGAGGUAAUCGCUACUACAUGGCCCUGCUCGCCUUUGGAGUUCUCGACGGAGGGCUUGCGCUACCUUGGUAUGGAAUUGUUCCAGGAGGAGGCGGUGAUUACUCUAGGCCAAGAAGCCUACGUCUCCAACCUUGUCCGGCUGCACAACUUGGACUCUGAGGUGUCAUCCGGUUUGCCAUGUCCCCGUGAGUGGAUUCAAGACGAUGAUGACAACGGAGAGGACGUGACCGAAAACUACAGCGAUGAUGAGCUAAGGAAAGCUCAGAAAAUCACAGGCGAAUGCCUGUGGUUGGCUUAUCGAACAAGGCCUGACAUCCUGUACAUCACGAACUACAUGGCAUCGAUGACCUCAAAAAGGCCUGUAAAGGUUCACCAAGUUGGGAAAAGGGUGAUCUCCUACUUGAAUGCCACGAAGACCUUGAAGUUGAAGGCGGAGGCCGAGGCAGAGAUCACACAAGCCGCAACAGAGAUCACACAAGCCACAGCAGAGAUCACACAAGCCACAGCUGGUCGCAACCAUCAGGCAGGUUUCAGGGUGAGUUUGUCGGGUUUCAGUGAUGCGUCAUUCGCGCCAUACGGUGGAAAGAGCUUUGGUUGCAGUCUGGUGAUGGUGGGCAAGACCCCGGUGACAUGGAAGGCCGGAAAGCAACCGAUGGUGGCGAUGUCCGUAUGCGAAGCUGAACUGAUGGAAGGAUCAAACUGUGCAUUGCUCUUGGAAUCCGUGCAGGCCAUGUUGCAGGAGAUUUUGCCAACGACAGCAGUUCCAGUCCUCAACGUGGACAACCAGGCAGCAUGCAACAUCCUGACUGGAUCUGUCGGGAGUUGGAGGACCCGGCACUUGCGCAUUCGACAUGCUUAUGUGUUGGAUAGAGUGGGCAAUGGCGGCCUAUCUAUCCAGCACUUGGCCGGAGAAGAUCAACCAGCAGAUUUGCCUACGAAGUUGCACUCCCGAGCGCGACUGUUACACCUUCUGGGAAUAUGGGGAAUGGUGGGACUACCAGGCCUUGAUGAGGCAAGGGUCUUGAAGGGCCUGAAGCUGGGCUGUAUGUUCCUCCUGCUCCUGGCGAUCCAAUCCCUGGCGGUGUCGGCGGAGAAGGAUCCCCUUCCGAGGACGGGGACAACGGAGUUGCUGCUCAUGGUGAUUCUGACAUGCAUAUCCACAGUCGCCAUUUGGGAGACUGGAAGAGCACUUGGAAAAUGGCUUUUACCGAUGUGCUGUGAGACAAGGAAGAUGAAGAGGAUUCGCAAGCUCAAGGAGCUUGCACGAGUGGCGGCGGAAGCUGAAGUGGAGAGAUGGGUGGAUGUGGAUGCGGCGCAGAUCACCGUCACCCACGAGGCGCAGAUCACCGUCACCCACGAGGCGCAGAUCACCGUCACCAACGAGGACAAGUGUUUUCGGGAAGGUCAGACCUCCUACCCCACCGAUGACGGGUUGGUGGCCGAGGGACUGCCCGUGACGGGAAUCAAAUGUGACCUGGUCCGAAGACUUUCGGAUCAGCUGGGAGCAGAACCGACGCACUCAGUUGACCUGGGUGGACUUGGCUACCCGGGCUUCUACUUCGGAUUGGUUGGCUAG